GAAGACACAAGAGAAGGAAACAACAUGCACAAACAACACAGACAACAACACUUAACAAAGUCCAACAGAUUUGUAAGAUGAUCUUGCUUUUAUCAGAGGUUUGGGGUCAACCGCCCUUGAAUUAGAUACAAUACCCAACACAAGAAAGUCAGAGAUUCAGAAAAUGUCAGAUUCAGACAAAGUUUUCAGCAAUAAUUUGGACUGUGGCUCUAAAGUUGUGCAACUGGCCAGCAGAGGUGAAUGGAUUGCGGUGGAACAGAUGUUAAAAGGCAUCGACAAAGGGGAUCUUGGUCCUUCGGAAUACGAACAAGAGUCGGGUUUGACACCCUUAAUGAUCGCCGUGAAGGAAAACCGACUGUCCGUUGUCGAGAGGUUCCUUGAGCUGGGAGUUAAUCUCUCCGACAGAUCGAGUGAUAAUCGUACGGUUUUACAUGUGGCAGCUGCUAAUUCUAAAGACGAAAUUGUUAGACUUCUCUUAAAUAAGAAGGCAGAUCCAAAUAUUCCCGGAGGGCCAAAGAAUCAGCUUCCUGUUCAUUAUGCAGCUCUUCGUCCCAAUGGGACUGUCAGUGUCAUACAAACUCUGCUAAAAGCAUCCCACAAGGACGCAAGACUUGUUCAGGACGAGGAUGGCUGCAUCCCAUUAUUUCUGGCUGUGGACUCUGGUAACCUCAGUAUCUGUAAAGAACUCUUGUCAGUACAGCCAGAUGUCCAGCUCAAAGCGACUAGCAAGAAACACGGUGACACAGCACUCCACGCAUGUUGUAGAAAAAGAGACGUGGACGUUGUGAGGCUGCUGGUUGAAUAUGGAGCUCCCAUUGAUGGGCAGAAUAGGGACGGCCAGACCCCUUUACACAUUGUAGCUGCCGAAGGAAAUGAAACAUUGCUUAAAUUCCUCCAUCAAUGUAAAGCCAACCCGAACAUAAGUGACCAGAUGGACCGGUGUCCUUUACACAUUGCUGCAGAGAGAGGACACACCACUGUUGUUGAAAUUCUCACUGAGAAGUUUCGUUCCAAUGUUUUGGCUCGUACUAAAGAUGGCAGUACCCUAAUGCACAUUGCUUCGCAGUGCGGGCAUCCAGAAACAGCACUGGCAUUUUUGAAGAAGGGGGUUCUGCUUCAUAUGCCCAACAAGUCAGGAGCAGUGUGUCUACAUGCGGCGGCCAAGAGAGGACAUACUGCUGUCGUCAAAGCUCUGUUACAAAAGGGCGCUAACGUGGACGCUCGAACCAAGGAUAAUUACACAGCCCUGCACAUUGCCGCUGAGAACUGCAAGCCGCAAGUGGUGCAGACAUUGCUUGGCUUUGGGGCACAAGUGCAGCUGAAAGGAGGAAAGGUUCAGGAGACCCCCCUUCACAUUGCGGCCCGUGUUAAGGAUGGCGAGAAGGUGGCGGAGAUGCUGCUGAAGAGUGGGGCGGAUGUUAAUGUGGAGCAGGAGGACGGUGAGACAGCAAUGCACGUAGCGGCUCGUCACGGGAACUUGAAGGUGCUCACUGCGCUGAUUGAAGAUGGAGGUGAACUCACUUGGCUGUCAAAGUCUAGAGAAAGCCCUCUCCACACCGCGGUUCGACAGUGCCAGCUACCUGUUGUACAAGUUAUUCUCAAUUACUUGGCCAAUGAAAAGAGCCGAGCAGACGCUGUAGCCUGUGUUAACCAGGCCAACAAGGAUGGAGAGACGCCCCUGCACUUGGCAGCCGCAGUGAAAAAAGAUAUGAUCAGCUUGGAAGAUGAUGAUGUUAAAGUUAUCAGGAUGCUUAUGGAAUAUGAUGGUGACAUCUCGUGCACGACAAACCAGUCUUUAGAAACCCCACUGCAUUACUGCGCCAGGAUUGGGAAUGAAGAUGUCUUACUUGAAAUAAUCAAACAUAUAGACUCCAGCCGAAUUCAACAGACGAUAAACAAGCAGUCAGAGAACGGGUGGUCUCCUCUUCUUGUGGCAGCUGAGAGAGGUCACACUGAGGUGGUAAAAAUAUUGUUGCAGAACCAUGCCCGGGUAGAUGUCUUUGAUGAGCACGGCAAAGCAGCACUGCACCUUGCGGCAGAGAACGGCCAGGACAGGAUAGCUGAUAUUCUGCUGUGGCACAAAGCAUUUGUAAAUGCAAAAACAAAGCUUGGAUUAACGUCCCUUCACCUCUGUGCUCAGAAUGGAUUUAACCAUCUGGUGAAAUUGCUUGUAGAAACCCACCUCGCCAGCAUUGAUGCCAUGACCUUGACCAUGCGAACACCCCUUCACCUGGCUGCCCUGAAUGGUCAGCUCGAUGUAUGUAACAGUCUUUUAAUGAUGAAGGCCGAUGUCGACGCGACCGAUAUUGAAGGCCAAACUCCUCUCCACCUGGCAGCAGAAAAUGAUCAUUCGGAAGUUGUGAAACUAUUCCUGAAACACAAGCCUGAGUUGGUGAUGUCUGCUAACAUGGGCGGCUCCACGUGUGCGCACAUUGCAGCCACGAAAGGCAGUGUUGCAGUAAUCAAGGAACUCCUCAGAUUCAACAAGACUGGAGUAACCACAACACGCAACAAGACUAAUGACUCCACGCCAAUGCAUCUGGCUGCCGCGGGCGGUCAUUCAGAGGUGGUCAAGGUCCUAUUGGAAACUGGUGCGUCCGCAUCGGAUGAGAACGGGGAAAGAAUGACCGCAAUCCAUCUGGCAGCUAAGAAUGGACACAUUAAUGUACUCGAAGUCUUAAAAGGCAGUGUCUCAUUACGCAUUACCAGCACCAAGACUGGGUUUACAGCUCUCCACGUCGCAGCUCAAUAUGGCCAGAUGGAUUUCGUCCGAGAAAUUUUGACCAAAGUGCCAGCAUCCGUGCUAAGUGAACCUCCCAAAGUGGCCCCAGACUCACUGCUUCUGAAAGAACAAUGGACCGAAUCAGGAUACACACCGUUACAUCUGGCUUCACAAUCGGGUCAUGAAAGUCUAGUUCGUCUUUUAUUAAAUUAUCCAGGAGUUCAAGUUGAUGUGGCCACCAGCCAGCAGGGUUCCACGCCAAUGCACCUCGCAGCCAAGAAUGGUCACACUGCGGUUGUCGGUCUCCUGUUAAGUAAAUCCACCUCCCAGCUGCACAUGAAAGACAAACAAGGGAGAACGUGCCUCCACCUGGCGGGUUCCAAUGGCCACAAUGAAACAAUGAGAGCUCUGAUUGGUCAAGGAGCUGAGAUAAAUGUGACCGAUAAGAAUGGCUGGUGUCCUUUGCAUUUUGCUGCAAAAUCUGGCUUCCUGGAAACUGUUCGAUUUCUCAUAGAAUGCGGCGCAAACCCAGCUUUGGAAUGUAAAAACGGAAAGACGGCAAUACAGUAUGCCGCUUCCGAAAAUCACCAGGAGGUGGUAAGCUUCCUGCUAAAGAAGACUCAUAAUACGUUAAGGCUGCUCGAGGACAGGAAGUUCGUUUUCGACCUCAUGGUCUGUGGGAAGUUAAACGACAACCGGAUCAUAGAGGAAUAUGUUCUUAAUUCCACUGCCCCUUUGGAUAUGGCUGUCAAGCUUUCUAGAGCCUUCAGCAUUGCUGGCCUCAAGGAGAAAGAAAGGGCAGUGGACCUUCUGAACGCUGCCAAGUACAGUGAGAGCAUGGCCACCGAACUGCUCACUAUAGCCUCUGGAAGUAAAAAUGCUGGGUACAUCCUGAGGGCGGUAGACCACAGAGGCACCACUAUAUUGGAUUGUUUAAUAGAAUGCGAACAGAAAGAUGUAGUGGCACACCCAGCUGUCCAGAAAUAUCUGACAGAUGUUUGGUACGGCAAUUUGGACUGGGCAGCUUGGAAACUAGUCCUCCUGUUUUUUAGUUUUUUAGCAUGCCCACCGGUAUGGCUUGUGUUUUCUCUACCUCUCAAACACCAAUUUAACAAAAUCCCUAUCAUGAAAUUCAUGAGUUAUUUGGCCUCUCAUAUAUUCCUGCUCGUAUUGUUCAUCCUAACCAUUGUCUACCCACCACUUAGCCCAAUUUAUGAAGGACGCACCAUACCGUACUGGAAUGAAUGGUUGUUGCUAAUGUGGCUAUUAGGUACCCUGGUUUCUGAGCUCACCCACCAAGGAGAAAGAGCAGGUCUUGCCUGGAUACGUGUUUUUGUUUUAGGAUUUUCUGCAGCUGCCUUUUUCUGCCAUUUGCUUGCUUUUUUCUUUACAGACAUUGAUCGUUUACACUGCCUUUUUGCCAGAAAUAUAUUCCUUGGUGUUGCUAUGACCCUCUCAUUUGUCCAGUUCCUGGAGUUCCUUACCUUCCACCAUCUCUUUGGACCUUGGGCAAUUAUCAUAAGAGAUUUAAUAAAAGACUUGACAAGGUUUGCUGUCAUUCUAGGAUUGUUUCACAUAGCUUUCACCAUGCAACUUUCAGCCGUUUACCAACCCGUAUAUCCAGCAUUUAAGACAAACCAGUCAGAUAAUGGAACUGUGUCAGAUAAUUUUAACAUUCAAGAUCCCAUUGAUAUAACAGUCCUUUUGUUUUUCUCUUUGUUUGGUCUUGUUGAACCAGGGUGCCUUCCACCCAUCAGCCGGACUCCUCAAUUCACUUUUGUUAUUGUCCGCUUUGUGUUUGGAGUUUACCUUAUGGUUACAUUGAUUGUUCUGAUCAAUCUCCUGAUUGCUAUGAUGAGUGACACUUACCAGAGGAUACAAGCUCAAUCGGACACGGAGUGGAAAUUUGGGAGAGCCACACUGAUUCGCGAUAUGACCAGAAAGCCAGCAACGCCUUCACCCUUCAACUUGUUCACCAACUUGUUUUACUACUUAAAAUUGCUAUGUAAAUACAAAGGGGACAUUUGCUCUGCUAAUGCCAGAAAUCUUAUGAAUGAAGAGGAGAUGGAUAGGUUUUCCGAUACCAGAUCUAUUGACCUGCUUGCACAUACAUCGAUUGGAUGGAUAAGGAACACAGCCAAGAGAACAAUGCAAGUAUCACCAGAAGGUGGAUUACAACGUGAUCCGUUCUUAGCUGGCCCUGUGCACGUGGAUGAAAUUAUAAACUGGAACUCUGUUAUUCUCCGAUAUCUGGCCCUGAAAGGACAGUCUGAUGUAACGUUACUUGGAAGGGAAGUUUCUCCAAGCAGAGAGUUAUCUAACAAACUGGUUCCUCUUCACACUGCUAGCUCAAAACUCCAAAAUGGGCUGAUCUAACGCCUCUUGCAUAGCAGACACAGGUGCCAGAACUAAAACUUUGGGCACAGAGUGGACAUGUCCCCCAAACAAAACUUUACGUUAUACAGUAGAACAUAACAAAUGGUCC
Molecule: messenger RNA, 5207 nt
Organism: Pelobates fuscus (common spadefoot toad)
Lineage: Eukaryota; Metazoa; Chordata; Amphibia; Anura; Pelobatidae
Product: serine/threonine-protein phosphatase 6 regulatory ankyrin repeat subunit A-like
Exons: 28
Coding region: 164-5098 (1644 amino acids)
Biological process (GO): calcium ion transmembrane transport
Cellular component (GO): membrane
Molecular function (GO): protein binding; calcium channel activity
Source: RefSeq, a predicted model, not a curated record